Messenger RNA from Babesia bigemina, 1212 nucleotides. RefSeq lists its product as hypothetical. The transcript has a single exon. The coding region runs from base 1 to 1212 and encodes 403 amino acids. Gene Ontology annotation, molecular function: RNA binding. NCBI's taxonomy places the organism in Eukaryota, Apicomplexa, Aconoidasida, Piroplasmida, Babesiidae. The record is from RefSeq and is a predicted model, not a curated record.
AUGACGAAUCAUGCUUACGCCUCGGAUAACGUAGGCGUCAUUGCCGAUCCGAACAUCUUCCCAAUGAUGUUCGCGGGGCCCUUAGGGCCGUCAUGCGCACACUUUCACGGGAUACCCACUCCGUUCUUGCCUGUGGCUCCGAACACCAUUGUGAACCCUUACCAAAUUAACUUCGGAGAUUGCAGGAAUUCUUCACAAGGAUGGAAAGAUAAGGGCGGGCAGCGGCGAGCGGUUACUUCGUCGUAUAGAAAAAACGUGCCAGAUGCGCGAGUGCACCGAGGAAGGCCGUAUCGGCCACCCGGCGCAACAGCUCUCAGAGCAGCGUUGUUUAUCGAAUACGCAAAGUCCGAUUUCCACCUCGUUGAAAGCGACCUUGAAGAACUAUUCAGUCACUUCGGAGGGGCAUCCAAAAUUGACGUAAAAAAUGAUGUUGCCGCUGCCGAGGUUACACUAGCCGACGGCGCCGCAGGCCGUGCCGCCAUAGAGGAGCUCAACGGCCUCAACAUACCCAAUGUAGGCAUACUGCGCUGUGUCGAACUGCACGGCGGAGAGACUCUCGAUCGCGCCUUGUCGAAGGCGCAGCUGUUUGAACAGAGGCAGUCCGCCAAACCAUACAACGCGCCCCGAGGAGCCGAUGCGAGGGUUACGCACACGAACGCCGCCUCAGACACAAAAUGUAAGAGGGUCGCGCGCCUGGAACUCAUCGAGCUAUUCACAUACGAGCCCGAGUUCAACGUCACCGCAACCAUCCUGGGACCAAACAACAACAACAUUAAGUUCAUAAUGCGAAACUCCGGGGGGAAUGUCGAUAUCGCAAUCACAGGAAAACCGCUCAACUCAGCCCCCGUAUGUGAACGCCUGCACAUAUCCGUAUCGUCGCGCGAUUACCCAGCCUACCUAAAGGCACUAGAUAUGCUGGAAGACCUACUCACCACGGUAUGUGAAAAGUUCGUCGAAUUCGUCCGCUCACGCGGCAAAGUCGUUUCAAACCUCGUUGGCUUCAAGCGCCACGAGUACCAGGAAAUAAAUGGCAACCUCGAAUACAAAGGUGUCACAGAAAAAUGGAAGUCCUGGCUAAACAAACGUUGCAACGCUUCCCCCUACAAGACAAACAACGUUAACCGCCCGCCCAGUAAAAGGGUCAACGAUCGUAGUCGGGGUAUCAGCAGGACGCCACCCGUGCCGAAGUCAAACAUGAGGUCCGUAAAGUGA